This is a messenger RNA of Poecilia reticulata (guppy), 3057 nucleotides long. Lineage: Eukaryota; Metazoa; Chordata; Actinopteri; Cyprinodontiformes; Poeciliidae. The record is from RefSeq and is a predicted model, not a curated record.
UUGCACUUUGUAGCUGUUGGACAGGAGAUGCGGAAGGAGGAAGUGUACGAGUGGUCUGCAGAAGAAACCCACUGCAGAGUUUCAUCCUCUCGGUCAAAGUGGAACAUUUUCCUCUGAAGUAAGUCGUCAGUUUUGGAUACGAGGAUGGGUCACACUUUGCUCCGUGUGACACCUUCACUGUUUCUCAGUUUGCUGCUCUGCUGUGGAAACGUUGAAGCCUGGGUGCCAGUCCUCACUGUGUCUCCAUCAUGGCUGAGUCCUGGAGCCUCAGUGACACUUAGCUGUAGGGUCAAAACCUCGUCGUUGAGCUGGAUGUUCUACUGGUACCGAGCUGUUCCUGAUCUACCCAACAAGAACUAUAAGUAUGAGCUGCUGCCUGAUGGCAUCGAUGGGACCGUCGAGGAUUCUUACAUCCUUCAUGGACAGAAACACACAGCAGGAUUUGCAUGUAGAGCUAAAGGAGGAAACCCAGAGGAUCUAACUGGUUACAGUGAACCAAAGUUUGUCUGGUCUGCAGGUUCUCAUCCAGAAGUGUCUCUCACAGUGAGCCCCAAAGCAGAGAAGCUUUUCUCCCAACAAGAUGUCCAGUUAAAGUGUCACGGAUCCUCUGCUGCGUGGAGAGUGAGGAAGUUUGAAACAACUGGAUAUUCCACGUAUUUAUCGGACUGCUCCAGCUGGGGGACCAUGACUGGAUCCUGGUGUCGCUUUCGCAGUCGCUGGCCCCAGAACGCCGUGUUCUGGUGCGAGUCUGGAUCAGGAGAGUUCAGCAACGCAGUCAACCUCACGUUACACAAGCCUGAGUCAGUCCUCACUGUGUCUCCAUCAUGGCUGAGUCCUGGGGCUCCAGUGACUCUGAGCUGUAAUAUUCGACCUCCAUCUGUAGGAUGGAGGUUCUACUGGUACCAAGCUGCUCCUGAUGGAUCACACACAAAGUACAAUUACAAGCUUUUGCCUGGUAACACCAGUGGGACAGUAAAGGACUCGUACAUCAUUCAUGGACAGAAACACACAGCAGGAUUUGCAUGUAGAGCUAAAGGAGGAAACCCAGAGAUCUUCACUGAUUACAGUGAACCAAAGUUUGUCUGGUCUGCAGAUCCUCAUCCAGCAGCGUCUCUCUCAGUGAGUCCUGACAGAGAGAAGCUUUUCACUGUAGAUGACGUCCUGCUGAGUUGCCAAGGAAACCCUACUGGGUGGAGAGUGAUGAAGUUUGAAAAAACUGAAAAGUCGUCAUAUUUAUCCGACUGCUCCAGCUGGGGGAAACUAACUGGAUCCUCCUGCACCAUUAAAAGUCACUGGUCCCAUAAAGCAGUGUACUGGUGUGAGUCUGAAACAGAAGAGUUCAGCAAUGCAGUCAACAUCAGCAUGCACACACCAUGGUCCAUCCUCACUGUGUCUCCAUCAUGGCUGAAUCCUGGAGCCUCAGUGACUCUGAGCUGUGAGGUUAAACCUUCAUCUGCAGGAUGGAGGUUCUACUGGUACAAAGCUGUUCCUGAUUUAUCAAAGAAUAGCUACAGAUAUGAGCUGCUGCCUGAGAGCAUCAGUGGGACAGUACAGGACUCCAUUAUUAUUCAUGGACAGAAACACACAGCAGUAUUUGCAUGUAGAGCUGGAAGAGGAAACCCAGAGGAUUUCACAUAUUACAGUGAACCAAAGUUCAUCUGGUCUGCAGAUCCUCAUCCAGCAGCGUCUCUCUCAGUGAGUCCUGACAGAGAGCAACACUUCACCUCUGAGUCUGUGACUCUGAACUGUGGAGGAAACUCUGCUGAGUGGAGAGUGAAGGAGAUUAGAGAAAUAAACAAAUUGUCAUUAGAACCAGACUGUUCCUAUUGGGGGAAAAUGUCUGGAUCCUCAUGUACCAUUAACAGUAACUGGUCCCAUCAAGCAGUGUACUGGUGUGAGUCUGAAACAGGAGAGUUCAGCAAUUCGGUCAACAUCACUGUACAUGAUGAAGAUCUUCUCCUGGUGAGCCCCGUCCAUCCUGUGACUGAAGGAGCUUCUGUUACUCUGAGCUGCAGACGGAGAGGAGAAAACAAACUUUCUGAUGUGAUUUUCUAUCAUAAUGACAAACUGAUCCAAAAUGACAGCAGAGGAGAGCUGAAGAUCUCUGCAGUGUCUCAGUCAGAUGAAGGUUUCUACAAGUGUGAACAUUCAGGAGAAGUUUCACCUCAGAGCUGGAUGAGAGUUAAAGCUGCAUCCAGAACUGAAAGCUCUUCAUUUCCUCUGCUGCUGGUUGUUGGGACAGUCAGUGGAGUUGUCUUCAUUCUUCUUCUUCUCCUCCUGCUGCUGAGUCGCUUCAGGAACUCCAGAGGUUCUGAUUUUCUGGGUCCCUCUGAAGAUUCUGGAAAUGAUCCACCUGAUUUCCAACAUGUCACUUAUGCUCUUGUUAACUUAAAACAUGGUGAAAAAAAGGGUGAGCCUGGGGAACCAGUGGGGGGCGCUGUUUACUCUGUUGUGAAGACAGGAGCUGCAGGAACGUUCAGUGAUUAUGAUAAAGUCUCUUCUCUGAUAAGGAAAACCGAGCAUUAGCAUUAGCUAAUGUAGCAGUUUAUCCUGAAGUGACGCACAGCUCUGGAUAAAGAUUGAAGACCUUCCUCCCGGAUGUGACAUAGUAGUGCUCUUACAUCUCCAGUGAACUGUCAUUCAGUAAUUUUCUGUCCGUUUGCAGUGUGUGUAGACAUUUGUAAUAACAUAAGACUCAAUUGUGGGAUCUUUAGGCUCAACCUAAACUCUAAUUUCAGUUUUGAUUUGAAUGUAUUUCUUUGUAUGAAUAAAGCAGCAUUUGAAACCCCAAACCAGAUAUACUCAUCUCUCCUUCAAGGUCAGUCAUCACUAAAGUUUCAAUAAUUAUUUCCAUUAAGCCUGAUAACAGUGAUCUACUGCUGCUUUCACUGUUCCCCCUCACACACAGACAUAUAUAAUGUCUUUAUACAUUCACAAGAGCUUUUCAUUGGCAUCCAUUCAUUUCUUCAGCACAACCCUAAACCUAAACUCAGUUCACAGUUUAGUCCUAAACUGAACCCUUAACCCAAAACCAGCAUCUGAUCUGUGGCCCGUGCU